GCAUAUAGAUUUGGGUGUUGAAGCUGAAAAUGGGGAGGUCUUUAAUACCCAUUGUGGGUGUUAUGCUAUUGUGCUGUCUGGUUUCAUUUUCAGAAGCAGAAUACAUGAAGUAUAAAGACCCAAAGAUGCCAAUGAAUGUUAGAGUCAAAGACUUGAUGAAGAGAAUGACUCUAGAGGAAAAGAUAGGCCAAAUGACACAGAUUGAAAGGAGUGUUGCUACUUCUGAUGUGAUUAAGAAGUACUUCAUUGGGAGUGUGCUGAGUGGGGGAGGGAGUGUUCCAGCUCCAAAGGCAUCUGCUGAGACCUGGGUGCAAAUGGUGAAUCAGAUGCAAAAUGCAGCUUUGUCUACUCCCCUUGGUAUUCCGAUGAUUUAUGGGAUAGAUGCAGUUCAUGGCCACAAUAAUGUCUACAAUGCUACCGUGUUUCCUCACAAUGUUGGGCUUGGAGUUACUAGGGAUCCGGUGCUCAUAAAAAAGAUUGGAGAUGCAACUGCCCUUGAAGUUAGAGCUACUGGAAUUCCAUAUGUCUUUGCUCCAUGUAUUGCGGUCUGCAGAGAUCCAAGAUGGGGACGUUGCUACGAAAGCUACAGCGAAGACCCUAAGAUUGUCCGAACCAUGACUGAAAUUAUACCUGGUUUGCAGGGAGAUAUUCCUGGGAAUUCCUUUAAAGGAGUUCCCUAUGUUGCUGGAAAGAAUAAGGUUGCAGCUUGUGCCAAGCACUACUUGGGAGAUGGUGGCACAACCAAGGGCAUCAAUGAGAACAAUACAGUGAUCAGUUACAAAGGAUUGCUUAAGAUUCACAUGCCAGCAUACUAUGACUCUAUCAUCAAGGGGGUUUCAACAGUAAUGAUCUCGUACUCUAGCUGGAAUGGGAAGAAGAUGCAUGCUAAUCGAGAUCUUAUCACUGGUUACCUCAAGAACAAACUGCGGUUCAGGGGUUUUGUCAUAUCAGAUUGGCAGGGUAUUGACCGUAUUACCUCUCCUCCUCAUGCUAACUAUUCAUACUCUGUUCAAGCUGGUGUCAGUGCUGGAAUUGAUAUGAUUAUGGUUCCCUAUAACUUCACGGAGUUCAUUGAUGACCUAACCUAUCAAGUAAAGAACAACAUUAUCCCGAUGAGCAGGAUUGAUGAUGCAGUGGCACGAAUCUUAAGAGUAAAAUUUACCAUGGGUCUAUUUGAAACUCCAAUUGCUGAUUUAAGCCUGGUGAACCAACUGGGUAGCAAGGAACAUAGAGAGUUAGCAAGGGAAGCUGUACGGAAAUCCCUAGUGUUGCUAAAGAAUGGUAAAUCUGCUGAGAAGCCUCUGCUUCCCCUUCCCAAGAAAGCUGCGAAAAUACUGGUGGCAGGAAGUAAUGCUGACAAUUUGGGUUAUCAAUGUGGAGGAUGGACAAUUACCUGGCAGGGGCUUAGUGGCAAUAAUCUCACAACAGGCACAACAAUCCUCGACGCUAUAAAGCAAACAGUUGAUCCCGCUUCAGAAGUUGUCUUCAAUGAAAAUCCUGACGCAAACUUUGUUAAGUCAAACAAAUUUUCCUAUGCAAUAGUUGUUGUGGGAGAACACAGUUAUGCUGAAACAUUUGGUGACAGUUUGAAUCUAACUAUAGCUGAGCCAGGUCCAAGCACUAUAACCAAUGUAUGUGGGUCAAUUCAAUGUAUUGUUGUUCUCAUCACUGGUCGCCCAGUUGUGAUUCAGCAAUAUCUACCAAAAAUAGAUGCACUUGUAGCUGCAUGGCUUCCCGGCACUGAAGGUCAAGGCGUUGUUGACCUUCUCUACGGCGACUUUGAAUUCACCGGCAAGCUCGCAAGAACGUGGUUCAAGACAGUUGAUCAGCUCCCAAUGAAUGUUGGUGAUAAACAUUAUGAUCCUCUAUUUCCAUUUGGAUUCGGUCUGACUACAAACAUCACUAAGUAUUGAAACCUCA
Messenger RNA from Gastrolobium bilobum, 1920 nucleotides. RefSeq lists its product as uncharacterized. Lineage: Eukaryota; Viridiplantae; Streptophyta; Magnoliopsida; Fabales; Fabaceae. The transcript has 9 exons. The coding region runs from base 30 to 1913 and encodes 627 amino acids. Gene Ontology annotation, biological process: glucan catabolic process. The record is from RefSeq and is a predicted model, not a curated record. Gene Ontology annotation, molecular function: beta-glucosidase activity.